Molecule: messenger RNA, 1473 nt
Organism: Ogataea parapolymorpha DL-1
Lineage: Eukaryota; Fungi; Ascomycota; Pichiomycetes; Pichiales; Pichiaceae
Exons: 2
Coding region: 1-1473 (490 amino acids)
Biological process (GO): cellular response to biotic stimulus
Source: RefSeq, a predicted model, not a curated record
AUGUCUUCAUUGAAAGAGUUAGAACAGUUCAAUUGCGGUCUACGAACCACGAACUAUCCAGCUAUCAAAAAUGCACCAUUGCCGGCUGAUGGUCCAGGGUCCAAGCACUUCAACAACUGGAUUCUCUUGUCCAUUAUGUUAGGUGUUCCUUUCUAUAUCACUAGAAGACUUGGAUUGGGCCUAUACAGUUUUGUCUUUUUGUUUGCAUUGUUAGCAAUUCCAAUUCUGAUGGCCUGGUGGACUGUUCUGUCGACCUACUCCCCAAGGCUCAAUGAAAAGGUCAAAUUGCCAAACAUGGGUGUUCAAUACUACCUUGAAUUCCAUGACGAUGAACUUAAGAAUAAAUACAAGGAUCAGCAGAAAAUCCCAAUGGAGACUUUCCACAAUCUUUAUUUUGAAGGAAAGGUGUCUUUUAAAGGUGAUGCCUUGGACGUCAUGGAAUACAGACACGAUUGGGCUUCGUUCAGAUUUACCUUGAGCUUGUUCAAAUUCUUCCUGUUUGGCAUGAUUCCAGAAGUCAUCAUGCAUACCAAAUCGCAGGAUGAGGAACAAGUGAGAGAUCACUAUGACAGGGGCGAUGAUUUUUACUCCUGGUUCUUAGGCCCAAGAAUGAUUUACACCUCUGGUAUCAUCACUGAAAUUGAGAAAAAUGAGACUCUUGAGGAACUUCAAGACAACAAGUUGAAAGUCGUCUGUGAGAAGAUCGGUUUGAAAAAAGGUGACAAGAUGCUUGAUCUCGGAUGCGGAUGGGGUACUCUUGCUUGUUUUGCUUCUUCGCAAUACGGGGCAGAGGUCACUGGUGUCACAUUGGGCAAGAACCAAACCAAAUAUGGUAACGAGAAGUUAGCUUCUUACGGUGUUUCUCCUGACCAAUCCCGCAUCGUGUGCUGUGACUAUAGAGAUUCACCAAUGCCUAAAGAGGAGGGCAAGAAAUACGACAAGAUCACCUGUUUGGAAAUGGCGGAACACGUUGGUGUUAGAAAGUUUUCUUCAUUCCUGCGCCAAGUUUAUGACAUGUUGGAUGAUGAUGGUGUCUUCUUCUUGCAAUAUGCCGGAUUGAGAAAAUCAUGGCAAUACGAGGACUUGAUAUGGGGCCUAUUCAUGAACAAAUACAUUUUCCCUGGCGCUGACGCCUCAACUCCUUUAGAUUUUGUGAUUUCUGCUUUAGAAGGAACUGGAUUUGAGACAGUUAGUGUUGACAACAUCGGUGUUCAUUACUCCGCUACAUUAUACAGGUGGUACAAAAACUGGUUGGCCAACAAGGAGGAAGUGAUCUCCAAAUACGGUAUCAAAUGGUACAGAAUUUGGGAAUUCUUCCUUUCUUACUCCACUAUUAUUGCCAGACAAGGUUCUGCUACCUGUUAUCAAAUUGUGCUCAGAAAGAACAUCAACUCUUACCACAGAAUUGAAGACGUUCCUCGGCAAGAGGGUCUGCUUGCUCCAGCUUCCAGGCUUGAGAAAUGGGCCAAAUAG